Molecule: messenger RNA, 3156 nt
Organism: Yamadazyma tenuis ATCC 10573
Lineage: Eukaryota; Fungi; Ascomycota; Pichiomycetes; Serinales; Debaryomycetaceae
Source: RefSeq, a predicted model, not a curated record
ACAAACCCGCCGCGAUGGCUUCCUAUACCAAAGUGUCGAGGUCUUCACUCUAUGAAUCCGGAGAUGAGCUACAAGACAAUCCAACAUAUAUUCCCGAUUUGAACCUAGAAAUCAUCGAGGUGGAACAUACCGAAGACUUGAAAGAAGAGCAGCCUGAAGACGAGUUUGACUUCCCGUUAUUUUCGUUUGGUUCAGCUCCCUCAUCCCAAAACCAUCUGGUUGGUGAUUCUCAAAAAAGAGGACGAACAGAAACCAAGAUCAUGAAGGUCAAUCUCAGAGAAGAAUCUGUUGAGACUUUGAGGUCGGAAAGGCCUAGUAGUUACUACUUCGCCCAGUACACUGAAGAACAGAGGGCUAAUUUCCAUCUCGUGGCUGUAACUGGAGAAGACAUAUGGAGUCGAGUAGAGUUGGCCACCAGCACAAAUGAUUGGUACCGCCAUCGUAUUCUUGAUGCCGAUGUACACAAUGCCAAUAUAAGUCCAGAAAGACCUAGUAGGAAACGGCCGGGGAAGAAUAAGAGAGAUGGGAGAAUAGAGUCCAAGAAACGUCAGGCUGAAGCAAGAAGAGUACAUAGGGAGAACGAGAGACGUUUGUUAAAGAAGAAGAUGCACAAGCGAGGCGGCAAGAAGAACAAGAAGGCUGCCAAGCCAGUUUCAUGAAUCAUGUAUUAUAGUAUCUUAAUGUACAGUAGAAGAUGAAAUAAAAACGCGAUCGAGUGAAUCGCCAAAAAGUGGACAGCAUGAAGGGCCAGGACGAACUAGAAGAUUUCGAAGCGUUUUUAGAAAAAGACUUCAGCACCUAUAAGUUUGCUAAUGACCUUUUACUUGCUACCAAUGAUCGGGAUACCACGGAAAUCGAUAUAGAUACCAGUAUCAAGAAAUUAACGUUUGAUAUCGACGAGGUGGAAAAGCGAAUGACAAGUAUAUCAUCUCAAAACCACGAAAGUUUGGUGGCCAACUUCAGUGAAAUCGAACAUACCAACAAUGUGAUAAAGCAGAAGAUUACUCCGCUGCUUGGUCGGGUGAACGGGCUGUUUCAGAAAAUAAAAUCAGAGAUCAUUGAGCCUUUUGAUGAAGCGCAGAAGAUGAACUCAGCAUUGAAAAAGGUCCAUACAACUCUUGACCUUCUCAGAGGGUCCAACUUCUUUUUCCUAUUAGUGCUGCAAGUGGAAGACCUCGAGAAAAGCGUCCAAAAAGACGACAAAACCAAGAAGAAUAAUGACUUGAUCAAGUUGGCUAAAUUGUAUAAACAGAUCACUGAACUCUACGAGAGUGAGAGAACUACCAAAGAAAACGAACUACGAGUGUCGUUGGUAACCAUAAAGAUCAUAAGGGACUAUCAAGUCGUACACAUUAACAAAAACCACCAAUUGGUCAAUACUUGUAUGGAAACCAUAGUCAACGAGUUCAGCCAUAAUACUACUUUUACUACUGCCAAUAUCAAGCUCCAACACAAUUUAAUCGCAUACUAUAUCCUUCAAAGGGACCGGUUCUUGGACACUCUUGAACGGGCUACCAUAGCCAAGCAUGUCAAUACCAUUUCGAGCCAGCUCUCUCGGUCCCUUCAGUCUCCUAGAAACUUUAUCGUGAUCUUGAAAGAAGUGAAAACUGCCAGUAUGGACUUUUUGCUGAAGUUGACAACUAUUUUGCAAAGCUGUGAAAUAUACCGUCUCGAAAACACAACCACAUUGUACCGAAUACUUUUAGAAGAAUUUGGGAGCCAGUCUCUUGAACAAAUUUACUGGUCCAAAUUGGUUGCUAGAUUCAAAAAAGGUAUUGCUUCAACAAUGGCUAGAGGUGGGCCUAUUGCAAAGAAUUUGAAAACGUAUCAACCAGGCAUCCAAAACUCAUUAAAAGAGACUUUCAACAGCUCUGAAGAACAUGAACAACUUGAUUUAUUUCUUGAUGCGGUUGAGUUGAUAUCACUAGGUCGUUAGUUUACACAUGUAUAUUUUUUUAGGAAAAGAUAGUAUUAAAAUCCAUUAUUGGCUAACUUUGCCUUUUAAAGUGUUCAAAAACUCUCUGUAAGCUUGGUCGCUUCCGGUCUUAUCCUCGACCAAACAGCUAGUAGCCCACAUUCUCAAGGCCAUCAAAUCCCGCUGGGUAGUGAUCUCCAUCGGUUCAUGGGACGAUCCUCCAACCACCACAUACAAGUUUUUCCAAGUGAUUUGGUCUUUUUGUUCUCUCAACUUGCCGAUGAUUUGACGAACUCUGUAGUUGAACUCUGAUUCCUCAAACGAAAACUCUGGUAAUUGAGUCUUGCCAAAUGGAAUCGUGUAUAAGUUUUCGGUUCCAAACAAAUCGUGAACCAAUCCAGGUACAACAUCUCCUGAAACCCACAAGAAUAAUUCCGUAGUGUUAUCAAUCAAAUACAAACCAUAGUUUUCCCAGCUAGUUUUAGAGUCAUUUAUAGCUUCUGGUAAUAAGAUGUUGGUCGAGGAAACUGUUUCUUCUUCACCGGUUUCUUCGUUGAUUUGAGUUACCUGUUCAGGCAAUCCACAACCAUCAGGCAUAUCGUGCAAAGAAUAAACCGAUGGAUAAAUGUAUUUGAUCAAAUGGUGGACUGGUAAAGUGGCCAAAUUGUUCAAUGCAAUAGCUCUAUAAUCGGCUGGAACCUUUUCAGCUCUUAAUCCAAUAUGUUUGGUUAAUGAGAACAACAAUAAUGGCAACAUUCUUAAGUUUGUGGACACUUGCAAAGGCGAGGAUCCAGAGAUGUUGCCGGCAACCAACUCCUUCUUGUAAACACUGACGAUAUCCACCAACGAUUUAAUCAACAAAUCUCUAGCAUCUUGCAAAGAGUGACUAAAGGCCUUUUCUACUGCCUUUUGGGUAAAGUAGUUCACAAUAGCUAGUUGAUCAGCAGAAGCAUACACGUCGUCCAAUUUACUGGAAGUAGGAAGGGCCAAGUUAAUCACUCUGAUUCUUCUUUCGCCAAAAUGAGUGGAGUGUAAUACGGCAGCCUGGAAAAAUACCAAUGGUUUGGUGAUGGUUUCUUCUAUGGAUACUUCAAUCACAUAACUUUGAUCUCUGGGGUAGGUUGGGAAAGAGCAUAAGUCGGAAGAUCUGUUAAAAAAGUUCCCGAAGAAUGCACUUCCUCUAACACCGGAAGAAGACCUAACUCUCAACACCGCUUCUAAUGCAAUUUCCAUCGACAAGU